UAUAUUAAAAUCGGUCAGAAAAAGAUGGAGCAAUCGAUUCACACCACUCUUUCAGACCUCAGGAGAGAACUACUCAAAAGUGUUGACGUUUUGGUACAAAAUGGUCUCAAAUCGGACGAGAGCUUAGAAUCGGGUGUUUCCGAGGCCUGUGUACUGAUCCGACUCUACUGUGCAUUACGUGGUGUCGCGAACAUGAAGUUCACUGAAGACGAGACCAACUCUAUUGUAGCGCUCAUUAUAUGUCAUCCGCCGCCCAAUCAAAUUGGCAUCAGAUUCGUGUCAUUGGGUCUCUCAAUGAUAUUAUCAACGCCUCUGUUGAUCACGAAUGCCGACAACGAGCAGAAGGCCAUCGAUUGGAUCAAAUGGUUGGUCAAAGAGGAGAGUUAUUUCGGUCGCAUGAGUGACGUGAAAUCGUCUUUUGGUGAAAUGUUACUUAACCAACGCGUCUCAACCAGAGUAGGUGCAAUCCGUAGUUUGAAGGGUAAGCAUGUCCAGAUAUUCACCGACCAGACAGUGACCGCACACGCCGUCAAAGUGCCCGUCACUCAGAACCUGAACAGCUCUGUCGCCGGCUUUCUUCCCGUUCACUGUAUCUAUCAAUUGCUUAAAAGCCGAGCCUUUACUAAACAUAAGGUUCCCAUAAAGGACUGGAUAUUCAAACAGAUCUGUAACGCGAGUCCAGCCAUUCAUCCCAUUUUUCUGCCACUAAUCGAAGUGUACGUCCACUCGAUUAUCCAUCCGAGUCCUAAACUCGCCUCAAACACCACUAACGAGCCCUUCGCCGAAGAGGACAUUCUUCGCAUUUUUAAAUUCAAAGUCUAUUCAGUGGAAGACAACGAAGACGACCAGCGAAUGGAUGUGGACAGAGAGGUGUCGUGCGAACUGACAUCACAGCUAUUAUUGCUGUAUUUCGUAUUACUCUACGAAGACAUACGUUUGUCCUCUCAUUCAAAGAACACUCAAUUCAUUGACAGAAAAGUAAUGAAAUAUUCGUCAGAAUUUUUGGCCCAAAUUCCGAUCUUCUUCUUAAUCCAAUCGGCGAGAAAUGAUCAGCAAAACUAUGGAGUAGUCAUCUCAUCGCUACUCAGACUCGUGUCACACCAUUACCCACACCUCUGUCUCGUCAAAGACUGGUUACCCUCUGAACCGUCGAAUCCAAGAGAAUUGAUGUCUAAAUCGCGAGAGAUUUCAACGCAAAACGAGAGACAAAUAUUUGCGAAUUCUUUUGACACCAAUUCUCCGUCACUUAUAAUCUCAGAAUUGGAUCGACUGUUAACUCUGCCGAAGAACCACUUGUGGCCGUUGGCGCCCGACUUUAUAUCGCGAUUGCCGUCAGUGUUGUUGCCGUCGACGCCCCGACAGGUGCGGCAAAAAGUCAAAAUUGUUUGGUUUGCGUUGAACUCGAUUUUCCCCCGAAAACUAUGGGUUAUGACAAUCAAUGUGUUAAGACCUAAAUUGUUUGGUUUUAUGCCCAAAAGUCAACGCUUGACGUGGAGUGACAUCGUAUCGGAUCCGUUGCAUGUGUUGCGAUGCGAUGAACGCAUCUUCAGGAAUGCGGAACUCAUGGAAAUAACGUUACAUAUGUUGAGCGCAUUUCUGGCCGCUUCCCGAAUACAUCUGACACAUCAUAUGAUGGAAACGCCCUCCAAGUCUAUCGAAGAAGAGAAGGACAGGGAAGAGCUUCGAUCGGCGCUACUAACGGCUCAAGAGAGUGCCGCCAUUCAGAUCCUAUUGGAGUGUUGUGUCGACACAACUGAUGAGACGAAUGCCAAUUUGUUAACCAAUUUGAGAGAAGUUCAGGGAUUGAUUUGCAGUCAUUUGCAUCAAGUAUUCAUUAGUGAUCCAAAUAUAGCCAAAUUAGUCCACUUCCAGGGCUAUCCCAACCAACUUUUACCGCUUGUCGUCGCAGCCAUACCUUCGAUGCAUAUUUGUCUGGAUUUCAUUCCGGAACUGUUAGGACAACCGGAUCUCCAAAAACAAGCAUUUGCAAUGAAUUUAUGUUCAUAUUUAUGCAAACAAUACUCGAUUGCAAAGUCAUUCAGUGUCGCAAAGCUGUGUUUCAAUGUGUCGGUGACGUUGGUAUCGGUGCUGCCGAGUGACAAAAGGGCCACUUUCUUCACCGGUGUAUUGCCAGCACUCAUCCGAAUGUGCGCUCCAUUCCCGCCCCUAUGCGAGGAUGCGGUCAAACUGUUGGUGCAAUUGUCGCAAAUCAAUAUGUCGUGUUUGGCCGCCACUUCACCGCACUUUAUGUUUCCGGACGCCACUCUCAACCUCUACAACAAGACUGUCGAACGGCUCGAUUGGCAACAAUUGAAUCACUUCUUCUCCAAUCUUCCCGUCGAGGACUCGCUCUCUCUUAGCCUUCAAAAAGCCUUUUCGAUUUGUAACACUAAUAUCCUAUAA
This is a messenger RNA of Medioppia subpectinata, 2403 nucleotides long. Lineage: Eukaryota; Metazoa; Arthropoda; Arachnida; Sarcoptiformes; Oppiidae. The record is from the annotation of a GenBank genome assembly.